CAUUUUGUUCUCAAAGCCGCCGCGUGCUGAGGUAGAAUUGGAGAAUGAAGCUACUUUCUUCUGCUUCUGUGCUGCCUGUUGCUCAUUUCUGCUUCAUCUUGAUCUUCAUCUUCUUCGUAUCAUCAGUUGGAGAAUCUAGAGCACAAAACCCAACCACUGAUCCAUCUGAAGUAGCUCCACGUGGUCCCAUGAAAUCUCUAGCCAAAACACCUUCACGCGGCUGUAAUUUGGAGGCGAGCGGGCAAGCCAGAUCCUUCGCCGUGAAGGCCCUGGCCUCCAGGAAACCGAGACCUUCCUCUUCGAGUGCAAUUUAUCCCACAUCUGGAAUGAGAGCAUUGAACUCAAUCUUCCAACAAUGGGGCAUACAGGCACCGCCGAAUUCCUGGAAUAUCAGCGGCGAACUAUGCAAUGGAACUGCUCUGAGCCAGGACGACACCGUUUUCGAAGAUCCUUCCAACAAUCGGGCCAUCAGAUGCGAUUGCACCUUCGAUAAUGGCACCACCUGCCACAUCAGCAGACUGAAAGUGAUUGCACUGAACAUACGAGGGGUGAUGCCGGAGGAGCUUUUGGCUUUCAAAUUCUUAACCUAUCUGAACCUCCAGCAAAAUUACUUUACCGGUACCUUGCCGGCAUGGAUUGGAAAUUUAUCUACAUUGCAGUCGUUGUCUAUUGCCUACAAUGCAUUCUCUGGGCCCAUUCCUAAGGAGCUCGGAAAUCUUAAGGAGCUAACUGUGCUUAUUUUACCAGGAUUGAAUUGCCUUCAAAGAAGCUUCCCGUGCAACAGGAACCCUCCACUCUAUGCAAACUUCUCAAUCAAGUGUGGUGGGUUGGAGACGACUGCUGAUGGGAUAAAAUAUGAGGCUGACAACUCUUUUCUCGGCACAGCAUCAUUUAAUGUAAUUGGUUCUGAGAAAUGGGCAGUUAGCAUUGUGGGUUCUUUUUCUGACAGAAGUAAUCAAAUCUAUGUGCAAAACCGCCAAAACACCUCAGCACAAAUGAGAAACACAAACUCGCCUCAGCUUUAUCAGACUUCGAGGAUAUCCCCUGGAUCACUCAGAUACUAUGGCUUAGGCCUAGAGAAUGGGCCUUAUACAGUUAACCUGCUUUUUGCAGAAACAGCUUUCAAAGAUCAAAGCACACAAACUUGGGAGAGUCUGGGAAGGCGAGUUUUUGAUAUUUAUAUUCAAGUAAAUGUUCAGAUUGCAUUUGUGGAUCAUUUUAUUCAAGUCCUCAAUGGAACCAUCAUAUUGAAGGAUUUUGACAUAUCGAAAGAGGCAGGUGGAGUUGACAGAGCAAUCACUAAGAAUUUCAAUGCUACUGUGACAGAGAACUAUCUUGAAAUUCAUCUAUUCUGGGCUGGUAAGGGAACAUGCUGCAUACCAGAACAAGGUUACUAUGGAUCAUCCAUUUCAGCAAUCAAUGUGGUAUCAAAUCUCACACCAAGUGGGAUUCCCCCACGUACAGCAAAAGAGAAUAGGAUUGGGUUGAUUGUUGCUGUUGCAGUUCCUGUCGGAGUUGUCACUUUCACCUUGAUAUUGAUAUUUGGAGUCUUCUAUUUGAGAAGGAGAAAAGAUGAUGGUGAGGAUGACCUUCUUGGAAUAGGGCCCAGACCAAACACCUUCAGUUAUGCUGAGUUGAGAGGUGCAACAGAUGACUUCAGUCCCUCAAAUAAGUUAGGAGAAGGGGGAUUUGGUCCGGUAUACAAGGGUAAACUUUCUGAUGGGCGGGUAGUAGCUGUGAAGCAGCUUUCAGUAGCGUCUCACCAAGGGAAUAAUCAAUUUGUUACUGAGAUUGCUACCAUAUCAGCAGUGCAACAUCGCAACCUUGUUAAACUGUACGGAUGCUGCAUUGAAGGAAACAGACGCCUCCUUGUUUAUGAGUAUCUUGAGAACAAAAGCCUUGACCAAGCACUCUUUGGAAAUAAAGACUUGCAUCUUGAUUGGCCAACCCGCUUCAGUAUCUGCCUGGCAACUGCUAGGGGACUAGUUUAUCUUCAUGAGGAAUCAUGGCCAAGGAUCGUACACAGAGAUGUGAAGGCAAGUAACAUUUUGCUUGAUGCUGAGCUCUGUCCAAAAAUAUCUGACUUUGGAUUGGCAAAACUAUAUGAUGACAAGAAAACUCACAUCAGUACCCGUGUUGCAGGAACCAUUGGCUAUUUGGCACCAGAGUAUGCAAUGCGUGGGCACCUCACUGAGAAGGCAGAUGUUUUUGGCUUUGGUGUUGUUGCUUUGGAAAUUGUCAGUGGCAGACCAAACUCUGACAACAGCCAGGACAAAGACAAGAUCUAUCUUCUUGAAUGGGCAUGGACUCUGUAUGAAAGCAAUGAAAGUCUAGGUCUGGUGGAUCCAACCCUAGUGAAGUUUGAUGAAAAUGAAGCUUUGAGAAUGAUAAGAGUGGGACUCUUGUGUACGCAAGCAUCGCCAAUGAUGCGACCACCCAUGUCAAGGGUCGUAGCUAUGCUUGCUGGGGAUAUUGAAGUAAGCCCUGUUGCCUCAAAACCAAGUUAUUUAACUGACUGGGAUUUUCAGGACAUAACAACCAGCUCCAUGGCUGAAAACACACAGUCUACUGGAUCUGAGCACAGUAACAAGCACGAGAACAAUCUUAAUUCAGAGAUAAAGCCGGUGCCUUCUCCAUUAAAUAUGACUGAAUUCAGUGACGUCAUUGGGGAAGGAAGGUGAGAGAUGUGAUGUUCUUUCUUGCAAGCUCCAUUUUGCUACUUUUCCUACUUCUACCUCUGCUACAUACUAGUUCUGUAUGUUGAUCAUUUCUCUCUGUGUGAACUGAACAAGAUAAUGAAAUAUUGGCAUGCAAUAAGGCUGUAGUGUGCAGUGUUUUUAACUUAGGAUGUCAUUCCUAUCGUGUAGUAAUAAUACUCUUCAAAUCUGCAGGAUUGUUUGCAAUUCCCCACCGUUAUGUCAAGUUAUAAUAAGAAAUAACCCUUUCA
This is a messenger RNA of Rubroshorea leprosula, 2947 nucleotides long. NCBI's taxonomy places the organism in Eukaryota, Viridiplantae, Streptophyta, Magnoliopsida, Malvales, Dipterocarpaceae. The record is from the annotation of a GenBank genome assembly.